CGCUGACUUUAUAUUGCAUGUUUUAUAUUUUACAUUCCCACUAUCUCAUAAGUCUCUUCUUUCCUCUCUGGCGGUUUCUCUCAUAUACCAUUCGUCCCUCCUGUCUGGCGCUCUUCUCUUUCUUUCCUUUUUCUCUUCUUUUCUGGACGGAUCAUCCCUGCCAGACAGGUUCUCCCAACAACGCCCUCUUCAUUAAUUCUAUACUCCUAAUUGAUUGAUCUCUUUCACCCCGUCUUUUGUCUGAUUUGUUGCACGGGCGCCUGACCCUGCGUGCGUUUAUUGUCGCCGACCAUGUAUCCGAAUGACUGCCUGGACCUGGACUAUAUGAAACCACAACAACUACCACAUAGGUACGACUCGGAGGAGGAGGAUGUCUCCGAGUCAGAACACAGUGCCCACGAUCACGCCUAUUCGCCCGUCGAGUCUUACCAACCGCCCGAGCCCUUCGACUCUGACCUGAGCGCCGACGAGCUGUCCAAUGUCGAUGCGACGGAGCCGUCCACCUAUCCCGGUCUUCUCUCCCCAUUCCCCUCCGUGGGCAAGGCGUCUCGCCCCGUAUCCAUGGACACUCUCAAGCGUAGUAGCGGCGCCACCUUCGUGGCGGACUCGUAUAUUUUCGACCAUGAUGACGACGUGAUCAUCGAGCUUCCUUCUCCCAACUCCACCUCGCCCCUCCACUCGCCCAUGUUUCUCCAGCCGACCGUCUAUGUGCCUCCCGAGUCUCUUCCGUCGAGGAGUCCAUCGUCUGGUUCCUCCGCGUCGAGUUCCUCCGUCGACGACAUGGACGUGCUAGUGGCCGAGCAGGUGACCUAUGUCGAGCCGAUCACCAAACCGCAUCUGAUCCAGAUCAGCCCGGGGAAGUCCUCGAUGGACGAGGACGACGGCCCCGCGCACGCUCUGAACCCGCUCGGUAUGUCCAGAUCGGCCCUGAAGUCCGCACCCUUCCUGGACCACGAAUACUCGCCAAAAACCCGACCCCGCCCCGACAGCCUGCUGUUGAGCGCUCGCCGCAGCCGACAGCUCUCUGGGCGGAUUAUGACGCAGCUCGAGCGAACGCCCUCCCACGGGGCGGAUGCAGAGACCAAGUCGGGCGCCGCCACCAAAUCGGCGGCCGAUGUGCCUCCGAUCCCACGCCCGCUGUCGCUGCACUCGCGCUCCAUGACCUUCUCUCGCUCCAAAUCCGGCGCCCCGGAGAAGGGCCCGCUGUCGUUCGCAAAGAACCACCUCCGCCGCCCGCCCUCGCUCCAGAGCCUGCGGAGCCCGCACUUCUCUCUCUUCCCCUCCCGCCAAACCCCCGGGUCCCGGGAGGACCACCGAUCGGGGUCGUACUCCUCCACCAGCUCAGAGUACUCCCCCAACACUCUCUGCCCGCCCCCCUACUCCGCCUUCCCGAACCUCAGCCGCGACCGCUCCGACUCGAGCUUCAGCGGAUUCAACGGCCCCGCCACGCGCCGGCCGUCCAUGCCCAUGCUCGGCGCGCUGAAAAGCCCCGGCGGACUCAGCACCUGCUCGACCAGCAGUCUGCGCUCGGAGGUGGACAGCGUCUACGAGGCCGACCGACAGGAGGCAGACCCGCAGCCGCGCCACAAGCGAGUCAAGAGCCUGAAACGCAGCAAGCACCCCAAGGAAGAGACAGAUCCGUCUGCUAAGAAGUUCAUGGGCUUUAUGUUUAAGAGCAAACGCCGGUCAAAGAUGCUGAACGCUUGAUAAUGCCUACGCCUAUGCUGCCACGGCUAUUUUGUUUGGAAUGAUCAUAUACACGAUCUGUUGGCCAUUAUACUGUUAAUACUGUCUUUUCCUUUCGAUAGCCUGUCUCUUUCUCAUACUUUUGUUUUACAAACGGUGGCGUUCGGUAUCGGCGUGGUCGGCUAUUUGCUUACUUCGGUGCUUUCUUUCUUCCUUCCUUGCUUGCUUGCUUCUUUCAUCCUUCUUACUUACUAGCCAUCCACUACUCAAUUGCAUUGAGUCAGUCAGUACGUCCGUUCUUGUAUUAUAGUAUACCGCUUCAACUUCAAUUUAC
Molecule: messenger RNA, 2020 nt
Organism: Aspergillus campestris IBT 28561
Lineage: Eukaryota; Fungi; Ascomycota; Eurotiomycetes; Eurotiales; Aspergillaceae
Exons: 1
Coding region: 292-1707 (471 amino acids)
Source: RefSeq, a predicted model, not a curated record